This is a messenger RNA of Tarenaya hassleriana, 927 nucleotides long. Its product is annotated as axial regulator YABBY 5. Gene Ontology annotation, biological process: multicellular organism development; abaxial cell fate specification; cell fate commitment. The record is from RefSeq and is a predicted model, not a curated record. Bases 186 to 710 code for a protein of 174 amino acids. Gene Ontology annotation, cellular component: nucleus. NCBI's taxonomy places the organism in Eukaryota, Viridiplantae, Streptophyta, Magnoliopsida, Brassicales, Cleomaceae. The transcript has 7 exons.
CUCUCUCUCUCUCUUCAUCUAUAAUUUUUGUUCUCUAUUUCUCUUUCCUUACACACACACACACACACAUAUAUAUAUAUAGCUCUCAUCAUCAAAGCACAAGCUUAUCAAGAUAUCAUAGCUCUUUUGUUUGAUCUCCUCCGAGGAAAUUCUCCAAUAUUUGAGCCCAAAAAACUGCGAAGACAAUGGCCGGAUGUCUCGACGCCGCCACUGCCACCGCCUCCGAGCAACUUUGCUACAUCCCUUGCAACUUCUGCAACAUCGUCCUUGCGGUGAGUGUUCCAUGCAGCAGUCUGUUCGACAUCGUGACCGUCCGAUGCGGGCACUGCACCAAUCUGUGGUCCGUCAAUAUGGCUGCUGCUCUUCAGUCCCUUUCACGCCCUAAUUUCCAGGCGCCGAAUUAUGGGAUACCAGAGUAUAGGAAUGAGUACGGAUCAUCAUCGAGAUGCCACAACAAAGUCCCCUCCUCUAGGGUUUCUACUCGCAACGUGGGCGAACAAAGAAUCGUAAACCGUCCUCCCGAGAAGCGGCAGCGAGUACCUUCGGCAUACAAUCAGUUCAUAAAAGAGGAGAUUCAGAGGAUUAAGGCGAAUAAUCCAGACAUAAGCCACAGGGAAGCAUUUAGCACCGCUGCCAAGAACUGGGCGCACUUCCCUCAUAUCCACUUUGGUCUGAUGCUGGAGAACAACAAGCAUGCUAAGCUAGCUUAAUUAACCAAUAUGAUGAAGAGUUGGUGGAUAAGCUGAAGUACCAUGGAACAAGAACUGAGAGAAUGUCUUAAUUUACUGUUUUGCCACUUUGAUCAGUUUGAUUCUGCAUAAGUUUCCUAAAACAUUUCCUUGAUGUAAUAUUCUCGAAGAGAUCUAUCUUCAAAACUCUCAUACAUAUCUGUAACCGUAAAUAAAUUUCAUACUUAUUUAUGUAUCA